AUGAUCCUCAAUCAGACAAUCCUUUGCAGGGCAGCUGUGCUGUCUUCAACUGCGCGCCGAGCCUUUUCGACUACCACAAUAGCCUUCGAAAACAAACCUCAAUUCAAACGUGAAGGCCCUACUGCUCUUAAGGGUGAUAAGCACAAAUUUGAUGAUGGUCGUGACGACCCUCACUAUCCAGGCGUACAGCAAAAGCUGAAAGCUUUCAACGAUCCAUACCCAAACCGUCCCAACGCUGAUCGACCGAGCCCGGAACCCGAGUCACCCAAGGGUCACGAGGGUGCCUUUGCCGAUCAUCGUGGCAGAGGCAGCCGCUCGUAUGGAGAGCGUGUCACCGGCUCGGAAGAAGCUGCCGAGACUCGAACCUUGGACCGUGUCGGUCAGUUGGCUAAAAAUGCAACCAAGUCCAUUUUCAGUUCGUCUGACAAACGCUCCUUCUCCACCACGAGUUGCAUCUUUGCCGAGAAGCCAACACGAUUCAGCAGCACCACUCCAGCAACUCCUUCCAAGGGCAAUAACAACGAGCGCCCACGCUACACCACUGCGGAUGCACCUGUCGACUCUCGCCCUCCUUCCGAGAUGCCCAAGCCAUCCGAAAAUGCCAUCCCCUCCUCGACGACACCCAACGCCAGCACCAAGGCAGCCGAACCGCAUCCCAACGUACACACCAUGGCCGAUGGAGCCGAUCGGCCAGGAGGAGGCGUCGAUGCUAUUCAUCCUGAGACUCGAACGCAGAACUCUUGGGGCGCAAAUGCAAGAUCCGCCCAAUUCAACCCGGAGGAGGGCAAAAGGCAGCCCUUGCGACACGGUGGCAGCAACCAAGGCGGUUUCAAGGGCCAGCCUGAUGGCAAGUCGCGCACGUAA
Molecule: messenger RNA, 864 nt
Organism: Mycosarcoma maydis (corn smut)
Lineage: Eukaryota; Fungi; Basidiomycota; Ustilaginomycetes; Ustilaginales
Exons: 2
Coding region: 1-864 (287 amino acids)
Source: RefSeq, a predicted model, not a curated record